GAAUUUAACUAUGAGGGAUGGUCAGAUGUUGACCAAGGAUCAGAACUAGGAUGGGAUAUGGAAGAACCUUCUGGUUCAACCGGCAUUAAGGAAGAUUUUGAACCUUCCUCAAUGCAAGUUGAACAAGAGAAUCCUUCGGUGGUGGAGAUAGUAGAAACUUUCUCUAAAAGUUACACUUUUGAAUUCUUGUUGUUGCGGUUGAAUCUUUCGGAUGGAGACGUUGUUACUUUUGUUGACCCGCGCCUGGUGCAUUACAGUCAGGCGUCGAUAAGUAAUGUGUUCCAGAUGGGCAACGACCUCGAGAAUACCAUUCGGGAUCUGUUGGAUGGUAAGGUGAGAAUGGAAGAUUUUCCUCUCAUCACCGUCUGUUUGAUUGAGGAUGUCUUCUAUUCUUCGGAUAAUCGAAGGCUUUAUUGCUUCAAGGAGGCGAUAAAGCGAGGGGAGCGUAUCGGGUGGUGCGGAACACCAACUUUAAGGAGGUGGUGGUGA
Molecule: messenger RNA, 489 nt
Organism: Dentiscutata erythropus
Lineage: Eukaryota; Fungi; Glomeromycota; Glomeromycetes; Diversisporales; Gigasporaceae
Source: the annotation of a GenBank genome assembly